This is a messenger RNA of Phyllopteryx taeniolatus (common seadragon), 1308 nucleotides long. It is a transcript of the gene c18h1orf198, whose product is annotated as chromosome 18 C1orf198 homolog. The record is from RefSeq and is a predicted model, not a curated record. The coding region runs from base 34 to 1062 and encodes 342 amino acids. Lineage: Eukaryota; Metazoa; Chordata; Actinopteri; Syngnathiformes; Syngnathidae. The transcript is spliced from 6 exons.
CCCACAACAAAAAACAGCUGGAAGACAUCCAAGAUGGCGGCCGCGUCGGUCGAAGCCCACAACAUGGACGACAAGAAAUUCCAAUACUUCUCUUCCAUCAACUCCAUGGCCAAUAAAAUCAUGCAGGAGCGGGAGAAAAUCAAAAACAAGCACGGCUCGACGUGGGACAAAAUGUCGCCGCAGGAGCAGGACAACGCCAUCGACAACUGGUUGAUGGACCCGCACAUCCGAGCCCGAUACACCAUGCACCGGGUGGACCGGGACGAGGUGGUCUGCUACCCCAAGCUACUCAUCCAGACCGGACAGAAGAUCGUCCAUUUCGGGGAAGAGGAUAUUACAUGGCAAGAUGAGCAUUCGUCCCCCUUCUCAUGGGAAACCAAGAGCCAAAUGGAAUUCAGCUUGACAAUGGGCCCCGACCAGGGAGUGUCUGUCUCCCAGGGGGACCCCAAACCCGCAAAGACCCCGCACUCCUCUCAGCUUGGCAAGAGUGUAACCGGAGCCAAGGUGUCAGUGAGCGAGAGCAGGCGUCCAGAGGAGGAGUCCGCUUUCUGGAAGAUCAGCGCCGAGCGGUCACGACUGGAGGGUGAGAAAGCCGACUUUCAGUCGCUGACGCCCAGCCAGAUCAAGUCCCUGGAGAAAGGAGAGAAGCCGCUGCCCUCGUAUCUGCGUCAGGAGGCAUCUUUCCCCUCCAAAGAGCCGGAGUCGGACCCCCACCCACCGCCGCUGUCCAGGCCGGCCAAGCAGCGAGCGCCCAAGCCUCCGGCCCCGCAACCUCCCGUCGCUGCUCCCGCCGCCAUCUCCAUUUCGCCAAGCCCCGUUCCUCCGGUCAGCGUCGCGGCGUCGGGGGCGGGCUGGGAGCGGUCGCAGAGCACCCUGCCGGUUGUCAGCUACACCGUGGAUGAGGUGUUCCCCACCCCCAGUCCCCUCGCCAAGAGCCCCGCUCUCCCUGGCAACAAGGAAAAAGAGGAGGACGCCUCGCCCGGCAGUCCUGCCUUUUCCCAGCAGUUUAACAGCAGUAACAACAUCCUGAAGACAGGAUUCGAUUUCCUGGACAACUGGUAAACCCAGCAGCGGAGACGGGGCCGUUGGAUGACAUCACCACCACUCCACCAAUGACAUUACCAUCAUCCAAUCGCGUGCCCUGUUUUUUUUUUUUUUUCUUCUCGCCAAACACUGCCUGUCCUCUCGACUCCUUUACCGGACCUUUCCCACGCCAAUUGAAUCAGUAUCUGUUAGCUCAGUGUUUCCCAAGCUACAUAUCUUACAUUAGGGGGGGGGGAAAAAAUCACUAAAUAUAUACUGAAAUGG